Molecule: messenger RNA, 3768 nt
Organism: Trichosurus vulpecula (common brushtail)
Lineage: Eukaryota; Metazoa; Chordata; Mammalia; Diprotodontia; Phalangeridae
Gene: INPP5J
Product: inositol polyphosphate-5-phosphatase J
Exons: 14
Coding region: 1-3423 (1140 amino acids)
Biological process (GO): negative regulation of peptidyl-serine phosphorylation; phosphatidylinositol dephosphorylation
Cellular component (GO): ruffle; cytoplasm; plasma membrane
Molecular function (GO): phosphatidylinositol-3,4,5-trisphosphate 5-phosphatase activity; phosphatidylinositol-4,5-bisphosphate 5-phosphatase activity
Source: RefSeq, a predicted model, not a curated record
AUGGUAGGGAAGUGGGAGGGGAGGGCUGAGCCCAGAGUGCAAACUGACCCCAAGCUGGUCCCCCUGGGAUGGGAACAGGGCCAAAGACUCCCUGGGGUGGGACCCUGGUCAGUCACCCUCCCAUUGUACCCUUUCCUGAGGAAAGGGGAUGGGGCUGCCGUCUUGGCUUGGGAGACUGGCACCGUGAAGUUCUCCUCUGACCCACAAGGGGUGGGUGGGAGACUCUCUCCUCCCCAUCCAGAGCCUCCCACCUGCCCUUCCCUGGAGCAGGCAGCCCCCAGGCCCUUGGGACAGAGACCAAGUCCAGCACCCACGAGACUAAGGCCAGAUCCACCAGCCAAGGAGCAGAAGCCACCUUUGUCUUCCACCGUGGAACAGAGAACAGCCCUGGCCCCCAGCUCUAUUCCAGCGCCAGCAGAGCCCUGGUCAACGACCACCUCCACAGGGCCGAGGCUGUCUCUGACAUCCCUGGGACCCAGCCAGGCUCCAACACCUGUGGAGAAAUGCCAGCCCCCCACCUCCACAGGGCCGAAGCCGUCUCUGACAUCCCUGGGACCCAGCCAGGCUCCAUCACCUGUGGAGCGGUGCCAGCCCCCCACCACCAUGGGACCGAGGCCAUCUCUAACAUCCCUGGGACCCAGCCUGACUCCAUCACAGGCUGGGCUGUGGCCGGCAGCACCCUCUCCCUCCUCCUCAGUGGGGAACAGGCCAUUCCCGCCGCCACCAGUGGAGCAGCACCAACCCUUGUCAUCCUCCUCCUCCUCGGGGCAAAGGCAGGGUCCUGGAUCCUCAGGGUUAAGUCCAGGACCACCAACUCUAGAGCAAAGGCCCUCCUCUCCCUCCCCCCAGGGGCAGAGCCUGGCUCCAGCAUCCACAAGCCAUAGUCCUGCUCUGUCCUGCCCAUUACUGUGUCCAGCUUCAUCCCCUGUGGAGCAGAGACCUCUGUCACCCCCUGGAGAGCCCUCAUGGGCAUCCCUUGAACCAGCUCCAGCCCCAUCAGCCACGGAUUGGAUGCACACAGAGCCCAGACUGACCUCCUCUUCUGAGAGACUCCCUGUCCCCCAGCCCCAGGGCAUGGGUGGUGCUGGCAUCCCGUCACCAGCUGGGAGCACCCACACUCUAGGCCAGACUUCACCUGAUCCCUCCCUCUCUCUCUCCUUCCGGCCUCGGCCUGAAGCCCCCCGGAAUCCCAGUCCAGAAGACUCUCUCUUGCCUCGGCCACCCCAGGCCCUACCGCUGGACACAAGCCACAGCCAGUCGGAGGCAGGGGCCCGCUCUCCCGUCCUGCUGUCUCCGGGGUCACUGAGGCCAACAUUCCCCGCCUCGACAGGAGGUCCCAUGGCCAUCCCAAAGCCACCCCCCUCCCCUAACCGUUCGCCUAACCGUUCCCCUGGCACUAGCCAAGCUAACGUGGCUGGGCACUUAGGACCACCACCCCCUAAGCCUCCGGAAACGUCCCCCUCUAAGCCUGGUACAAAUGGGGCCAGCCCAAGCGGGCACAGGAGCCCUGUCCCACCAAUGCAAGGCCUUCAGGCCCCUCUCCCUUAUUCCCCCUCUGGAUCUGCCUGGUCAGCACAAUCUACCUGCAAAGGAGACCCUGGCUUCCGGAUCACCAUAGUGACAUGGAACGUGGGUACCGCCAUGCCCCCUGACGAUGUCACCUCCCUCCUGCAUCAGAAUGGGGACGACAACGGUGGUUCAGACAUGAUAGCCAUUGGGCUGCAGGAGGUGAAUUCCAUGAUCAACCAGCGACUCAAGGAUGCCCUCUUCACUGACCAGUGGAGUGAGCUCUUCAUGGAUGCAUUGGGGCCCUUCAACUUUGUCAUGGUGAGCACAGUCAGGAUGCAGGGAGUGAUUCUCCUGGUCUUUGCCAAGUAUUAUCACCUGCCCUUCCUCCGGAAUGUCCAGACAGACUGCACCCGGACCGGCCUAGGGGGCUACUGGGGCAACAAGGGCGGGGUGAGCGUCCGCCUCUCAGUCUUUGGCCACAUGGUCUGUUUCCUCAACUGUCACCUGCCUGCCCACAUGGACAAGGCUGAACAGAGGAAGGAAAAUUUCAUGACCAUCCUCAACAUGCAGCAGUUUGAGGGGCCCAUGGCCCACGGCAUCCUGGACCAUGACAUUGUCUUCUGGUUUGGGGACCUGAACUUCCGCAUUGAAAGUUAUGAUCUACACUUUGUCAAGUUUGCCAUCGAUAACGACCAACUUCAGAAGCUCUGGGAGAAGGACCAGCUGAACAUGGCCAAAGGCUCCUGGCCAGUCCUCAGGGGCUUCCAGGAGGGGCCCCUCACCUUCGCUCCCACCUUCAAGUUUGAUGUGGGAACCAACUACUAUGACACCAGUGCCAAGAAGCGAAAGCCCGCUUGGACGGACCGAAUCCUCUGGAAGAUCAAGGCACCAAGUGGGGGGCCUAGCCCCUCUGGCCGAGAGAGCUACCGGGUACAGGUGACCCAGCACAGUUACCGGAGCCAUAUGGAAUAUACUGUCAGUGACCACAAGCCUGUGGCUGCCCUCUUUGUCCUGCAGUUUGCCUACAGAGACGAUGUGCCCCUGGUGAGGAUUGAUGUAGCAGAUGAGUGGCUGAGGCCCGAGCAGGCUGUGGUCCGUUACCGCAUGGAGACUGUCUUCUCACGAAGUUCCUGGGACUGGAUCGGCCUCUAUCGGGUGGGCUUCCGGCACUGUAAGGACUAUGUGGCGUAUGUGUGGGCCAAGCAUGAAGACGUGGACGGCAGCACCUACCAGGUCACAUUCAGUGAAGAGUCACUCCCCAGGGGUGGGGGCGAGUUCAUACUGGGCUACUACAGCCACAACCAAAACAUCCUCAUUGGGGUCACUGACCCAUUCCAGAUCUCCCUGCCCGCCUCGGAUGAGGGCAGCAGCCCCACGGACAGCUCGAGGGCCAGCUCCGAGGGGGAGGAUGACAGCACCCUGGAGCUGCUGGGCCCCAAGUCCCGGAGCCCCAGCCCAGGCAAGAUGAAGAGACACCGGAGCCGCAGCCCCGGCCUGUCCAAGUUCCCCGGACUGGUUCUCCGGCCUUCGUCCCGGGAGCGGGGGACCAGCCGCAGCCCCUCCCCCCAGGGCCACCGGCCCCUCAAACCCCCCAGCUCCGGGCCGGGCACGGGAAUGAGGGGUAAGGAGAAGAAGGGGAAAGCGGGCUUGAGCCCUGAGGAAGAGGAUCCCCCCCUGCCUGAGAUGCCCGGGCCCUGGAACUUCCCCCUACCCAGCUCCCUGCCCCGGCCUGUGCCCCGAACCCUGGGCCUCCUGCCAUCCCUUAGGCUGGAGCCUGUCCUCGGUAGCCAGUGGCGAGGCGAGCGUGAGCAGGAGGACCAGUCCGGUGCAAAGAGCCCCAGCCGUCCCCCCCGGAGCCCUUCCCCCACCCCCAAGAGCCAGCAGGGGAUGGAAGAAGCGUCCCUGGGGCCCUGAGUGGGAGCCAUCCCCAGUAGUAUGUCCCCCUCGCUGCAUCCACCUACCCCACCCAUGGCUCCUCCUGCAGGGCCUGCUGGCCAUCUGGCUGCCCCAUCCCGUGGGCAGGGUCAGGAGGGGCCCUGCAGGGGUGUAGGGCUGGCCAGGGUCUCUACCUCCGGGCUGCACCGUGAAGAGGGGCCCUCCCUCCCUCUCUCCAUCCUGGACCCUAACCUGUGACAAUCACAGCUCCCUUGCUUUCCCCAAGCCCAGAGCUGGGUGCAGGGGGGCUGGGGGCUGUGCCGAGCCCCAGCUGCUAGCCAUCAUCCUGAGGGUUGUUUAUUAGGAAUAAAAGUCUCAGAUCUC